Messenger RNA from Phytomonas sp. Hart1, 1251 nucleotides. Lineage: Eukaryota; Euglenozoa; Kinetoplastea; Trypanosomatida; Trypanosomatidae. The record is from the annotation of a GenBank genome assembly.
AUGGUACAACUACCUGUGACGUUAUGGGAAGUUAUCACAAAUGUAAGACCUUUUACCUUUAGUGUUCAGCGAAGGCGUCUGAUUAAAAUUGUUGCUAUUACCAAAGAUCCCAUUGCAAGGAAAAAGAUUAUGCAGCAAUUAGGCCUGCAUGAGAAUUUGCGAUACGAUGGACCCCUGUAUAAUUCACACAUAAAUACGAUCCUUGGUGGUGCGCGUUUGUCACGUCGAGUGGAGUACCAGCGCGAGCUGUUGGAUGGUUUGGAUGGCAAUCCGAUUUGUGUUGACUGGUUGCAAUGUCAUAGAGACUCGAGUUCACCAUCACAAAAAGGAGCUGUUGAGUUUCCACAAGGCUUGGUUCUUGUGAUCCCUGGAGCCGCGAACACCAGCCAAACCCCGUACAUUCAGCGUUUUGCCCGGUUAUCUAUUUCUCGUGGUUAUAACUGCUGCAUUUUGACGCCGCGAGGCCUGGGGUCUGCCCCCGUGAAGGUGCCCCAGUUGACCUGUACUACCUUUACCGAUGAUCUUAGGGUACUCCUACGUGAGAGGUUUUCAAAAAAACGCAUUUUUGAGGAUUAUGGCAGAGAGCUGCCCUUGUUUGUUGUAGGUUACAGUGCUGGUGGUAAUACAGCAAUAAAGGGCAUAGCGGAGGAGCAGGCGGUUCUUGAUCAGUACUACCCUUCUGGUUUUCCCGUAACCUGUUGCAUUUGCAUGAAUUCGCCCUAUGACAUGAUAGUUUCUGCAGACGGUAUAAACAGCAAGGCUGGUGUCCUAUUUUACCAGAAAGGAAUGUUGAAUACCUUUAAAAGAACAUUAAGAAAACACAGAAAAUUGAUUGACCAGGGUUUGAAGGGGAUGUCUAUCGAAGAAAGCAAUGUUGACAAUCUCAUAAAACAAAUGUCUACAAUUGAUAAUAUGGUACUACACUAUAUUCUACCUCACUUCAGGUACAACAAUAUGGAAGAUUAUUACAAAGAUGGUCAUGUACCCACGUGGAUUCGACAUAUAAAAUCGUUUCCAGUUGUUGCUGUUGCCGCUCGCGACGACCCCGUUGUGUUGUACGGAGUGACAGCGCAAAACUGGCAAGAUAUGGCAGAUGCUCAGCCGAACAUUGUGUAUGUUGAAACGUCUGUGGGCGGCCACUUGGGUUAUGUAUUGCAUCCAGUAGACGAAUGGCAUGAACGACCGAGUUUUUUAAUUAAUUUUCCAUUCCAUGUGAUUGAUCAUUACACUGCAUCUUCGCAAGGCUCAUAA